This is a messenger RNA of Salmo salar (Atlantic salmon), 519 nucleotides long. Lineage: Eukaryota; Metazoa; Chordata; Actinopteri; Salmoniformes; Salmonidae. The record is from RefSeq and is a predicted model, not a curated record.
AUGGUUGAGGGUUGUGUCUGGGGCGUGGCAUAUAAGCUGCCGUCUGGCCGAGAGCAGGAAGUGAAGGUUUACCUUGACCACCGGGAGAAGGGCGGUUACCGCGUCAUCGCAGUGAACUUUCACCCCCGACCCUCCGUGACCCCCACACGACACGCUGACACUCCCCCUGCACCCAGCCAAGCUCUGCUCUACAUCGGUUCUAAUGACAACCCUGACUACCUGGGUCCCGCCCCCCUGGAGCUGAUAGCCAAUCAGAUUGUAGAUGCAGUCGGACCGAGCGGACGGAACACUGAAUACCUGUUUUCAUUGGCUGAGGCGCUGAGGACCCUCCUCCCUGAAGACUCAGACACACACCUCUUCUCUCUCGAAGACCUGGUUAGAGAGAGACUAACACACACACUUACUAAAUGUGUAUCAGUAAACCAUCGCAGGGAUGCUGUUGAUUGUCAAGCAUGUGAUUGUCUCCAGGACCAUUCAGAGCUGGGUCAGGGUUAGGGUUGGGACCGUUCAGAGCUGGGU